AAUCAGAACUCACGGACUCAGGAAGGAAGAACAGUUGCUUCAGUUGUUGCAACAACAUGAAUUGAACUUCCUUGUAAUUCACGCGUUUCCUCGAGCCAAUGGUCCAUUCUUAGACAUAUAAGGCGGAAUUUCACAGUAGGAUACACGAUUUUAAGAUGGGAUACAUGACAGUAGAGGAGCACAGCUCCACCCUGCUCCACCUCAAGAGAUCUCCGGGUAUCCGCUCUUGGUCUCUUCUUGUUGCUAUAGCUUCUGUUGGGUUUGCGGCUGCGUACUACAGCUCAGACAGCAUCCUGUGGAAGCUCUUCUACGUGACCGGCUGCCUGUUUGUGGCCAUGCAGAACAUGGAGGAGUGGGAAGAAGCCGUGUUUGACAAAACCAAGAACCAGAUAGAGCUCACGACCUGCAGCUUGUACACUUUGGUGCUGACAUUGUGGAGGAAGGGCCGAGAGAGAGUUGUGCUGGAUCUGACGCAGCUGUGUGACGUCUGUGUUCAAGAAGAGAAGGUGCGUUACUUGGGGCGUGGUUAUCUGGUGAUGCUGCGGUUGGCUGCGGGCUUCUCCUACCCCCUCACACAGAGCGCCACCCUGGGGGGCCGCAGUGAUGUGGAGGCAGUGGGCUCGCUGCUGAAACGCUUCCUGGGUCUGGAGGAGCUGCAGAAACGCAGGCAGCAGGAGUUGGAGGCCGAGUGCGACGAGGACGAUUCUCUGGACAACAGCACCGCCUCAGAGGAUGAAACAGAUCAAUAACCCCGCCUCCACCAAGCACUGCAGGACACUUCCCUAUACAGUUGUUUGGACUUCCAUCAUCAAAAGUUGCAAACCCAGACCUAACUAAGCGUUCCAUAACCUUCUAGUUUGCAGGUCCAUUCAUUUAAGUCGGCUACCAACUGUUGUGCAACAUACUGUCAAUGAACCGAGGAGGAGAGUUCAUGACAUCUGCCUCCGUAGAUCAGUGUCAGUACUUUGAUAUUGAUGCCACGUGUUAGAAGCAGAGAACUCUCCUCCAGUCACGUCCACUGACAGUAGUUUAAACAUCAUUGGCAGCUGACUUUUACACUUAAAAACAUGGAGACGCUUACACAUGACAUGGGUUUGGGUUCACUCAAGUGGAACGACGUCUUUGAGCCUCGUCAUAGGUUUAAAAAAAGCUAUUUAUUUUGACAUAGCUUUGUUGCCUCAAGUGUUAACAUUAAUUGCAGUUUUGCUGUAUAUUUCAGUCUCACUCAAAUCUGUGGUUAUAUCCGUAGUGAGAUUAGGAUCCAUUUCCAUCUGAUCUCAGGUGGACCGUGAACAGACUUUACACGAGGUGACAUUCUCAGUACAGCUUCAGCUGCAAGUGUCUCUACGUGUGCACACGUCUUUCUUCGCCAUCUUUCUCUUUUAAAUGAUCCUCUACUGAGCUAAUGACUGUUUGAGAAGUGCUCUUCAGAUUACAGAUGUACUGUUCCUUCUUCCCGCUGAACUCUUAAUGAGCGUUUAUGGACGCUGGGAAAGACGAUGGGAAGCAACUUACUCACAGUUUUUCUGGACCAUCCAGCCCCUGUUCAUGUGUUUGCAUGCUUAUUUGUGCUGGGUCUGCACCCCCCGUGAAUUGACGCAUGCAGAAACUGUCUUGGAUCACAAAGACCUUGAGGAACUCAGCCAAGAGUACAAGAGAAUCGUGUGAGAAAUGUUUUGUUUUUUGACAUUUGUGUAACUUCUGGGAACCAAACACUGAAUCUCAGGUUUAUGCUUUUAGUCAAACUGUAGAUUUUUGUUAUUUUAAAUCUUAGGUUUCUGUCAAUGCUGAUGUUUCCUACUCAAGAAGAAGACUUUUUUUAUUUUUAUUAAACUGUUGGAUGAUUUUAUUUUAUUUUUUGUAAACUUUGGUUUGAUGAACUUAAAUAAAAUUGCUUUGUAUCAAACAUCAAUUUUUUCCCCC
Molecule: messenger RNA, 1923 nt
Organism: Cololabis saira (Pacific saury)
Lineage: Eukaryota; Metazoa; Chordata; Actinopteri; Beloniformes; Belonidae
Product: cytochrome b-245 chaperone 1 homolog
Exons: 6
Coding region: 156-749 (197 amino acids)
Source: RefSeq, a predicted model, not a curated record